Amoebophrya sp. A25 is the source of this 1795-nucleotide messenger RNA. The record is from the annotation of a GenBank genome assembly. Lineage: Eukaryota; Dinophyceae; Syndiniales; Amoebophryaceae.
CAUCAUUGUAGUAGCGGCUAGGCGGAGAACUAGUUCUCUGUGACUCAUCUCAAAUUGAUGGCACUUAUCUUACGCUUCAUCCGUUAUUCUGCUUGAAUCACAUCCAUGCCACCAAGAAUCUUUCCAUUUUUGAGACGAUCGAAGCUGGCCGUCGGUUCAAGAUCGAUAGAAAGGUUGCAGACGUUGCACUUCGAGAUAUGAAAACGGUACUACAAGCAAGCCUAACAGUUACUUGGCGCUUCCCGUAGAUUCUACAUAGAAGUUGCAGUGGGCCUUUCGCCUCUUUUACGAGCGCCGUUUAGCCCCGACUCUCGAUAUGCGAAGAUCGCGUCUACCGUAAAGCAUUGCAAAUCGCACGAUCGAUUCCCCAGGGAAAAAGGCGAAACGUCUCUGGAGAGGUUUCGGUUUGUCCAUUGAUGCAGCUGCAGGCAAGGAUAGCGAGCAAGAAGUGGAAAAACAACGUCCGAGGAGCGGAGCUCCAGGUGUGGAAAUACACAGAGGAGCAGGACACACGAGUCUGAAGACAACAACUUGAUUUUCCGCGAGUCUGCCCCUGUAGCAGAGAAUCCUCCGACCUCCACCACAUGCAGCAGCGGACAUCACGCGUCUGCAUCGAGUAAGGCAUGGCCUAGGGAGCAGCAUGCAGGUUUGCAGAUGAUCCUUAUUGCAGUGCUGCUUCUACGCGAAGAACCCGUGAACCGCUAGAACUGAUACUACCGUGGUCAUAAGCAGCCCACACUUCGACGACGAAGAUGGCGGUGUACUUCGAUUACGUAGUAUCUGGUGCCACAGGCCCUGGCUCGCCAGUGGGGUCGCCGAAGCCCGGUCAAGGAUCUCCCGGCAACGUUAUGUUGUUGAGUAGUAUUGUUCCUAAAGCAAUGUGAUGACGUUGACCCUGUGAUGAUGAAUGUGUAAGUAGCAUUACCAAAGCAUAGGCUAACGGCUGUAACUGCGUACUGGGAAAUAGACUUGAAUAGAAGUUACGUCAAGGAUGCUCGUGCUAUCGGGUGUGGAUCGGGUUGGGUGUCCACCCAAGAAUCGCCGGGAGGCUCUAAUGCCUCAAAUCAGGGCCCUGGCAAGGCUUUAGGUGCAAGCUGGAGCAAGGACUUGACGGCAGAACCGUUGUUAGCAUGUGGUUUUCGCCACAGGCUGCAGCUUUUUUCUCAGGAAGGAGAAUACGUUCAAGAUGCUAUUGCAAGAGGAGCAGGAAGCAUUGUUUUUACGGCUUUGAGUCAGCUAGUGCACCAAAGGCUGAUGGUUUUCACUGAGUUAUAUUUACAAGAACCAUAAGCAUGAAUUGCUACUACUAGCACUACGGGCAUUCUCAGGCUUGAGUUCUUCAAACGAGAUAUCCAACAAGCCCAUAAUAAAUUGCGCCUACCCAAUAUCGAAAUGAAACCAAGCAUCCUUUUUUUUCUAAAUAUUGUUCCGACUGGCAUCCAACACGGCGAGAACUUAUGUCCGGCUGGAACGAUGGACAUGUUUGCUUUGCGCGGCCAUCAGCAUCUAGUUCUUCGCCAACAAACAUAGUCGCACUUGGUCAAGAAGCGCAUAAUAGUGGAGGUACUAUAAACUGAUCCACUAGGGGCCUUUGAUUAAUACAGCGUUCUAGGGAAUGUGAAGAAAUGAGUAUUGUGACUGAAACAAGUGGGUCCACUCUUCACCACGUAUUUAAUUGUCAUGAGAGAAUGUAAUUCUUAACGUGAAACAAAGGAAAGAGAAACUACGUAAACAUUUUCUCCAACAGCAUCGAUCUGCUGCGUAAAGUAUUCUCCUGGUGGUGACCUCUGCGUGG